AUGGCAGAGAACGACCAGCGAGCGGACCCCGUCACACCAAUCGCGGUCGUGGGCCUGAGUUUCCGUGGGCCCGGCGACGCCACGAGCCCCGAGAACCUGCUGCGCAUGGUAUCCGAGGGGCGCGAGAGUCGCUCCCAGAUUCCCGAGCAGAAAUGGAACGCCAGCGGCUUCUACCAUCCGGAUGCGAGCCGCUACGGGACACACAAUGUAGAAUACGGCCACUGGAUGACCCAAGACCCUUACACCUUUGAUGCGCCUUUUUUCAAUCUCUCCGCUGCUGAAGCCGCUGCGCUCGACCCUCAACAACGCAUGCUUCUAGAGUGCUCCUACGAAGCCUUUGAAAACUCCGGGACGCCUCUGUCCAGGGUAAUAGGUAGCUCGACCUCCGUUUUUGCGGCGUCGUUCGCAGCAGACUACACAGACAUGUUGUGGCGUGACCCGGAGAGCGUCCCAAUGUACCAGUGCACAAAUGCGGGGUUCUCGAGAGCGAAUCUGGCGAACAGAGUAAGCUAUUCGUUUGACUUACGAGGCCCAAGUAUCAUGGUAGAUACAGCGUGUUCGGGCGGGUUGACGGCGCUGCAUUUGGCGUGUCAGAGUCUGUGGACUGGGGAGGCGAGGCAGGCGAUUGCAGCGGGGUCGAGCUUGAUACUGGGCCCGGAGGUCAUGGUCACGAUGAGUAUGAUGAGGUUCUUAUCGCCAGACGGGAGAUGUUACGCAUUUGAUGAGCGUGCAAACGGCUAUGCUCGAGGCGAGGGCGUUGCCGUCUUGGUUCUCAAGCGACUCGACGACGCCAUUGCGGAUGGGGAUACCAUCCGAAGCAUCAUCCGCGGCACAGGCGCCAACCAGGACGGAAAAACGCCGGGGAUAACCAUGCCCAACGGUGUCUCUCAAGAAGCUCUAAUACGAUCGGUAUACGAGCGGACGGGCCUCGACCCAUUGGAUACAUCGUAUGUAGAAUGUCACGGGACAGGGACCCAAGCUGGCGACACAACUGAAACCGGCGCCAUAUCGAGAGUCUUCAGUGCCGGCCGACAGGAUCUACUUGCAAUUGGAUCCGUGAAGACUAAUGUCGGGCAUCUUGAGGGAGCCAGUGGACUCGCAGGCGUCAUCAAGUGUAUACUAAUGCUAGAGAACGGGGUUAUACUUCCAAAUCGGAACUUUGAGAAGCCCAAUCCGAAGAUCUCACUAAAAGAUUGGCAUCUCCAGGUGCCUACUACUAUCCAGCCCUGGGUGAGCUCGAAGACGCGUCGGGCAUCAGUCAAUAGUUUUGGCUAUGGCGGCGCCAACGUGCACGCCAUUCUUGAGAGUGCCGAAGACUUCUUGCGGCUUCGUGGCGUCGACCCACGUCGGUUCUCAAGAAAGUCUGCGCUUACCGUAAAGGAGAUCCAGGAGGCACUAGCGAUCAAACCUACCAACGGUGAUUCUGAGACCACGAGCAACACACUUCCCUUAUCAAAGGGUCCAUCUUUUUCCAACGGGCAGUCUCUCACCAACGGCCAUUCCUUGACCCACAGCGAAACCGUCACGAACGGCCAUUCCCUAGCCAGCGGACCUGCCGAGCCGGUUUACAGACCGCAGCUCUUCGUACUCUCGGCUUUUGACCCCGCAGCAGGCAAAGCAUGGGCAGAACAGCUCAGCGAAUAUGUCGCCCAGAGAAUAGACGUGGCAGAUAGCCAGCUUUUGGACAGCUUAGCCUUCACACUCUCCGACAGGCGAACCGUACACCCAUGGCGAGCCACUGUGACGGCUGCGUCGAGUGAUGAACUGGUAUCGCAGCUGAAAAAGGUCAAACUCGUCAACGUUCCACCAAAACAGAACCUCGGCUUUGUGUUCACGGGCCAGGGCGCUCAGUGGUGUGGCAUGGGUAAGGAGCUCAUCCAUGCUGUUCCGUUGUUCCGCAAGAGCCUCGAGAGAUGUAGUGACGCGCUGCAACGCAUUGGAGCACCGUUUCAUAUCAUUGACGAACUUGAACGGGAUUUCGAGAGUUCACAGGUCAACAAGGCGAUUUACAGUCAGCCUCUCUGUACGGCGUUGCAGAUCGCCCUGGUAGAUAUGCUUGCGUCUUGGGAUGUACAUCCCAGAUCCGUCACCGGACACUCGAGUGGAGAGAUUGCAGCAGCGUAUGCGGCAGGCGCACUUAGUCUGGAAGACGCCAUGCUGGUUGCGUACGAGAGAGGCUGCGCAACUCUCGAUCUGGCCAAAAAAGGCUUGAAGGGCGCCAUGACCGCAGUAGCCAUGGAGCGAGAUGAGCUUGUGCCUAUCUUGGCCGCUUUGAAGAAUGGCAAAGCAGUCAUAGCAUGCUCAAACAGCCCUUCCAGCUUUACGGUAUCCGGUGACAAGAGCGCUCUCGAUGAACUGCAACAGGUGCUUCGAGGGAAGGGUGCUUACAACCGAAGGUUGGUUGUAGAGGUUGCUUAUCAUUCCCACCACAUGGCCACCAUCGCAGACAACUACCGAAGUGCCAUCUCCAAGGUCGAGGUUCUGGACGGAAACCAUGACAUUACUGUCUUCUCCUCUGUGUCGGGCAAAGUGAUUGACAAGUCCAAGCUCGGAGUGGAGUACUGGGUCAACAAUCUUGUGGGCGAGGUGAAGUUCGCCCAAUCGUUGCGUCAGCUAGCGAGCCACACAGACAGCGAUGGCGCAUCUCACAUACAGACCUUGGUGGAGAUUGGUCCGCAUGCAGCGCUCGCCGGACCGAUCAAUCAAAUUCUCGAGGCAAUCGAUUUGCCCGCCGCAUCUUCUAUAGACUAUCUCUCGGUCUUGGUACGAAAGAAAGAUGCCAUGACUACGGCCCUGGCUUUUGCAUCUAACUUGUUCGUAUCUGGAUACGCCGUCAGACUCUCGGCGGUGAACCAAAAUGGCCAAAGCCAGAUUCCUCCGUUGAUCGAUCUGCCGCCCUAUGCAUGGAACCAUGCCAAGAGCUACACUGCAGAGUCGAGGAUUAGCAGAGCAUACCGCAACCGAAAAUACCCUAGAAGGGACCUCAUUGGUGUGUUCGACGUUCAUUCUAGCGCCUUGGAACCGCGCUGGCGUCAGAUAGUUCGCCUUUCAGAGACACCCUGGUUGAAGGACCACAUGAUCCAGUCCUCGAUCGUGUACCCAGCGGCAGGAUAUCUUGCCAUGGCCAUGGAGGCAGCCGCGCAGCGGGCCUUGAUGAGAAAGGCGGGAACCAUAAUUGAGGGCUACCAGUUCCGCGAAGUGGUCAUAAGCUCUAGUCUUAUCAUCCCAGAGACACCUGGUGAAGUUGAGGUCGUCAUAAGUAUCAAGGCUUACUCCGAGAGCAUGCGAACGCCGUCCAACCUUUGGGACGAAUUUUGCAUUUCAUCCGUUUCCAGCGACGAUCGAUGGACGGAACACUGCCGCGGCCUCAUUUCAGUGCAGUCGCCAUCCAAAUCGACCAAUCCUGUCAACGGUCAAGCGCAGGAAUCGGCAAGUCUCGCAGCACACCAAGCAUUGGUUGAAAAAUUUGAGGAUGUUUGCCAAACAACGUGGAACGCAGAAGAGUUGUAUGAGCGUCUCUCGAAAAUUGGGAUGCAUUAUGGCCCAGCAUUCGCCAACCUUGACAGCUUACGCUGCGCGCCUGGUUAUUGUAUUGGCAACCUGACAGUUCCUGAUACAGCAGCGGUCAUGCCAAUGCACUACGAGCAAGUCGAUGUCGUUCAUCCGGGAGCGCUGGACAGCAUAUUUCAGACCUAUCUGCCAGCAUUAGCAACAGACCCAGGUCGAAUGUAUGAUGCUAUCGUCCCCGUCUCGAUUGAGGAUAUGUUCAUUGCUCAUGGCCUGAAGGGGCAACCAGGGAACAGGUUUGUGUCCUACACAUCGACCUCUCGUAAAGAUUACCGCUUCAGCUCCGCGAGCAUGACUGUCUUUGAGGGCCAGUAUACGCCAGGGACCAAACCAGUGAUUCGUAUAGGCGAGAUGACCCUAGCGUCUCUGGACCGUGAAGAGAGCAGCGAGGGCGACGGCGAGGUCCCACCACGUGCAUAUAACGUCAAGUGGGCGCCUGAUGUAGAUUUGCUGACACAGAAGCAACUUACUGACCUAUGUUCUGCCCCGACGGCGGCGAUGGACACCAAAGGCACAAGCCAAGAGAUCGAUCGAGCUGUUGUACAGCUGCUCCGCGGUGUACUUGCGAAGAUUCCCGAGCAGCGAUCGGAGGAAGCCGGAAAGUACGCGCACGAUCUCUGGAAGCUGGUCAGCGCUCAGGUAGAGCUUCACACUGCCCAUCACGAGGAUUCGGGCUAUUGUUCGCCUGGAGAGUUCAGCACCACCAUAACACGGGCUGCUAGCGCACUACCAAAGCUAUUAGUCGGUGAGUUGACGGCCGCUGACUUCACUCAAACGUAUGGUCUAGCAGCUCUUGCCGCGACCCCAGGACUCUUCGUAAACAAUCGGUCUGUGGCAGCUUAUAUCCAGCUCUUGGCCCACAAGAAGCCAAGCCUAGCUGUACUGACGGUAGGACCACAAUCGGGUCCCGCGUCAUUGAAUUUGUUGUCGCUGCUGUCUGAAAUGGGUGACGGAAACGCACCUUUUGCGACGUUCCACCACAGCGACACGGAACUCUCCAUCCAGGAGAGUGCAAAGACCAGAUUCCCUACAUGGGCACACUCGAUUGGCUUCCGAGACGUGAUGGAACAAGGCGGCGUGCCAGAAAGCACGUCCAGAGGCAUCGACAACACAUACGACGUGGUGAUUGCGUUCAACACUCUAGGCUCGAGCGCACAACUGUCCAAGACGCUGUUGGCAACCUCAACACUACUGACAUACGGAGGUAGCCUUGUGCUCGCGAACCAUGCGCCAACAUCGCCACUUGCCACGCUGCUAUGGGGCCCUCUUCCCAGUUUCUUGUCGAGCCAAGUCAACGUUGCUUCGCCGAAAUCCAUGGAGGAGGUGCAAGAUAUAGCGCAUGGCAUGGGGUACAAGACACGCAUAACGUUAUCAGAAGAGGUUCUGAUUGUCCAGCGGGCCACUGAGGAACCUGAAGCUGAAGCUGAGGCGGAGUCCAGGAAGAGGGUAGACGUGCUCAUCGUGGCCGAAAAAGAGGCAAAAGGCAUCGACUUGAAGCAGCUGCGAAGUCUCUGCGAAGAGAUGGGUUCUGCGACCGAUGUGGUAUCUUUUGAAGAGGCACGUCCUCGACCCGGACAAGCAUGCAUCGUGCUGAGCGAGCUGAGCAGAGCAGUGCUGGUGGAGCCCAGCACAGCCGAGUGGGAGGCGCUGAAGCACAUGGCGCACAAUAGCGCAGGCUUCGUGUGGGUAACGCGAGGCGCAGGCAGCGAUGCGUGUGCGGACCCGCAGGCAGCGCUGAUACAAGGCCUUGCACGUACUAUUCGCGCCGAGGUGGGCGAAGGGCCAAUUGUCACGCUGGACCUCGAGAGCGUCGAGGGCGCUGCUGCGGCUGCACACAUUGCUCAUGUCUUUAGGCGGCGCGUGUUGGACGCGGUUGCGGACGACGAUGUGGAGCUGGCGGAGCUGGGCGGAAUCUUGCAUGUGCCAAGAAUGAUGGAAGACGCGGAUGCAACGGAGCAGCUGGUGGGGCGGGUGGGGCGGGCCAAGCAAGGGCGCACGGCCAUGCCCGUGGCGCUGGACAAGGUAGGGGCGGCCCGCCUUUUUGCAGGGAUGCCGGGGCUACUGGACACGCUCCACUUUGCGGCGGACGAACGCGUGCGAGGCGCGCUCGCGGCCGGCUGCGUCGAGAUCCGGGUCAAGGCGGCGGGCAUCAAUUUCAAGGACGUGAUGAUGGCUAUGGGUCAGAUUCCGGUCGAAGAUCUUGGGUGCGAGAGCAGUGGCAUUAUCACGGCUGUGGGCAGCGCGGUCGAGGGACUGCAGGUCGGCGACCGCGUCGUGUGCAUGGGGUCGGGCUCCUUCUGCACGCAGCUUCGGCUCGAUGCGCGAUUGGUGCACCGCAUUCCGGACUCGCUGUCGCUCGAGACGGCUGCGGCGCUCCCGAUUACGUACGUGACGGCGUUCCACUCGGUCUACCACAUCGCGCGCCUUCAGGCAGGCGAGACGAUUCUGGUGCACGCGGCGACGGGCGGGCUGGGCCAGGCGGUCGUCGAACUCAGCCAACUGGUGGGCGCCGUGGUGCUGGUGACCGUGGGCAGUGCGGAGAAGAAGCGGCUGAUGCAGGAGCGGUUUGGCCUAGCGGCCGAGCACAUACUGUUCAGCCGCAGCACGGGGUUUGCGGGUGACGUCAUGAGGCUCACGGCGGGCCGCGGCGUAGAUGUCGUGGUCAACUCACUGGCCGGCGAGGCGCUGCGUCAGUCGUGGAGCUGCAUCGCGCCCAACGGCCGCUUCGUCGAGCUGGGCCAGCGUGACAUUACCGUCAAUGCGCGGCUCGACAUGGGCGUGUUUGCGCGCAACGCCUCCUUCACCGCGUACAACCUGGCGUAUGCGCUCAAGGAGGACCCCCAGGCGGCGCGCGACAUUCUGGGCAAGGUGCUGGCCCUGUACGAGCAUGGCGCGUUGCGAGGUCCGCACCCGCUCGAGACGGUUCCCUUUUCGCAGCUCGGCCAGACGUUCCGGAAGAUGCAGACGGGCCUCCACGUGGGCAAGCUGGUUGCUGUGGUGGAGCCGGGCGACACGGUCAACUACCACGAUGAUGAUGAUGAUGAUGAUGACGAUGAUGAUGACGAUGACGACGACAACAACAACAACAACAAAAACAACAACAACAACGACGGCGAAAACAACAACGGCGAAAACAACAACAACAACAACAACGAAAACAAAAACAACAACGACACCAUCACCAGGCAUCGCCCUGGCCUGGGCCUGUUCCGCCCCGACGCAACCUACCUGCUCGUUGGCGGCCUUGGCGGGCUGGGUCGCGCGACGGCGUUGUGGAUGGCGUCGCGGGGUGCUCGCCAUUUGCUGCUGCUGAGCCGGUCCGGGCGCGACGGCGAGGGCCAAGAGUCGCUUGUCGGCGCGCUCGCCGCGGCCGGCUGCACGGCUACCGUGGCCGGGUGCGACAUUGCAGAUGCGGCUAGGCUCGGCUCGGUGCUGGCGGCCGCUCGCGCCACGAUGCCGCCCGUCCGUGGCGUGAUCCAGGGCGCCAUGGUGCUGCGCGAUGGCUUGCUGGCCAACAUGGCCCUGGACGACUGGCUGCACGUCCUGCGGCCAAAGGUGCACGGCACCUGGAACCUGCAUGCCUGUCUCCCCGCCGACCUGGACUUCUUCGUCCUCGAAUCCUCCAUCAGCGGCAUCGUGGGCAACACCUCCCAGGCUGCCUAUGCCGCCGCAAACACCUUCCUCGACGCCUUUGCCCGCUACAGGCGCUCGCGCGGCCUGCCUGCAACCACCGUCGACAUUGGCGCCGUCGACGGCAUCGGCUACCUGGCCCGCAACCAGCACUUGAAGCAGGCCAUGGAGCGCCAAGGAUUCGACUUCACCCAUGCCGACCGUCUGAUGCGCCUCCUGCACUUUGCCAUAGCCCACUCCCUGCGCCACCCCUGCCGCGCCCACAUCGUCACUGGCCUGGGCGCCUGGCAUCCCGACGGCGCUCUCCCUGCUCUCCGCGCACCCCUCUUCUCACGCUAUCGCCUCCUGUCUGCGAGGGGGUCCUCCACCGCAGACUCCACCGACACGCUGCGCAACGCCAUCAAGCAAUCCACUACUCUUUCCGCUGCCGUCGCUGCCAUUUUGGCUGCCUUGGUCGCUUACAUUGUCGACCGCACCGGCAUCCCCCACGAGAAUGUAAGCACCGCUCGCGGCCUGCACGACUACGGCAUCGACUCGCUGGUCGCCGUCGAGCUCAGGAACUGGAUCGCAAAGGACAUGGACGCCGUCGUGCCCAUCCUCGAGCUGCUCGGCGCAGACUCGCUGGCUGCCUUGGCCGCAAAGAUAGCUGCUCGGAGCAGGUUGAUUCUGACCACCACUGCAGGAACGUAG
Molecule: messenger RNA, 7887 nt
Organism: Ascochyta rabiei
Lineage: Eukaryota; Fungi; Ascomycota; Dothideomycetes; Pleosporales; Didymellaceae
Exons: 4
Coding region: 1-7887 (2628 amino acids)
Biological process (GO): fatty acid biosynthetic process; secondary metabolite biosynthetic process
Molecular function (GO): fatty acid synthase activity; oxidoreductase activity; phosphopantetheine binding
Source: RefSeq, a predicted model, not a curated record